GUCAAAUAAUUUUUACUGUACAUGGCGGAUGUUUAUGUUCAUUUCGGAAGUUUUUUUUUUUGAAUUUUGGAAUAAUGCAGAGGCAAAACCAGUAAAAUGGUCAUUAAAUUUAUUGUGCGCGGUUGCAAAAGUUUCCUUCCAAUAUAACAGAACGUAACGUAAUAGAAUGGUUAAAUAUGUGGAGCUAAAAAAACCCUUUUUGGAAAAAGCAAAGAUUUGUAAUCUUUUUCAUAUCAACCAAUUACAUGAUUACUGGGAAACAAAUGAGUCAAGGAGUCACACCAUUUUUAAAUGAAAUAGCAGAUUGUUCUGUGGUACAGGUAUGAACUUUUGUUAGGUACUUGUUAUUUCUUAUUUAAAAGCGAAGUUUUGUUUCCAGGGAAGAAAAGUAAUUUAAAAAAAAAUCACAAUAAAUUUUUUUCUGAGAAAGAAAGAAAAAUGCAUACCGUUACCUAGAGAAUACUAACAGCUUAAUAUGUGAUAUCACUAGGCUAUAAUUUGUAUUUAAUUGUAUUUAAUUUUUUAAAUGAAAAUUUACACAUUUAAUCGAAAUUGCGGUCUCAGGAAAUCCAUUUUUUGACAAUUUUGUUACACGUAUAUAAGUGCAUAUAAGUGCUAUCGCUGUAAAUAAAGAUAUAAAUAUAAAAAACACAAUUUUUGUUUUAAUGUUUUUAAAUGUAGUUCUAAUUUACACAUACAUUCAAACUUAAUGGCGGCUCGGAACAUCGUACGUUCCGAUGCGCAGAACACAAUUUUUGGGUAUCAGCGGGAUGUAGAGGGACGUGGUGGCGGGGCACAUCCCCGCGCAUUCUGUCUCAUACGCACUCACGCGACGCGUUUGCUUUUAGUGUUUGAGUUACGUUCACUCCUGCUUACGUACAGUUGAGCCCAUAAUUUGUUACUGUUUGUUAAUUGUUUUGUUACGUUUUUUUGUUUGUUUUUGUUCCGUUAAGUUUUUAUUGUUAUUGACUGUUUUGUUUUCAUCUGUGUGUUACACACAUUAAGUUUUAGACUGUUGUUGGUUGUGGGAAAGUACUUUUAUUAUUUUGUUUAAAUAUGCCACGCGGACGAUACAACGUUUUACGCAGGCAAGCCAGAAAAAUGGUGUAUAAUGUCGUGCAAUUUAUGAAAAAGGAGAGUGAAGACGGCGUCCAAAUUCCUCUGAAGCUCGUUCAAAAACGAGCCGCAGCAGCUACAGGCGUCUCACUAAGGACUGUACAAAGAAUAGCUGCAACAGCAAAUGAGUCGGAGAUGCUAGCCGUCUUUCGUACUCCUGGCAAAAAAAGGAAGGGAGUCAAGAGAGUGACGAAUAUUGACAGCUUCGACCAAGGUGUCAUCAAAAGAUGCGUGCACAACUUUCACGUGACUGAAAAAGAGUUGCCAACACUUAAACAAUUACAAAGAAAAUUAAAAGACGACAUAAAUUUCAACGGUUCUGUAACCAGCUUAGGCCGAAUAUUGAAACAAUUAGGGUUUCAAUGGAAGAACACCCAAAAUGAGAGAAAAGUAUUAAUAGAGCAGUCUAAUAUUCGUUUACAGCGCAUUGAAUAUCUGCAUAGUAUUACAAAAUAUCGCUCGGAAGGCAGACCCAUUAUAUAUACCGACGAGUCUUAUGUCGAUUCUUCCCACAGCAUGUCAAAGGCUUGGGGAGAUGGGUCACAAAUGGGAGUUAAAAAGAAAAUUUCGAAGGGUCAAAAAGUUGUAAUAGUGCACGCGGGUUCUGAAGUCGGUUUUGUACCCAACGCACUUUUAAUGUUUAAGGCAGGUACAAAAACCGGCGACUAUCAUGAUAACAUGAAUUAUGAAAAUUAUGAAAAAUGGAUCAAGAAUCAACUCGUUCCAAAUUUGCCAGCAAAUUCAGUCGUUGUUGUAGAUAAUGCUUAUCACAACAAACAAGAAGAUCCUGCACCUACCUCAAACUCAAGAAAAGCAGACAUGCAAUCAUGGCUUCGUGAAAAAAAUAUUGAAUUUGAGGAAACAAUGCUGAAGCCACAACUAUACAAGUUAAUUGCGAAGAAUAAGGAACGCUUCAAAAAAUUUAACAUCGAUAAAAUAUUGAAAGAGAAUAACCACUUAGUUUUACGCCUCCCCCCUUACCACCCCGAUUUAAACCCCAUCGAGAUGGCAUGGGCAGCAAUAAAACAAUACGUCGCAAAAAAAAACGUUAACAGGAACGUAAAUUCAGUCAUGGAAUUGGUCCAGCAAAAAGUUAACGAAAUGGGGGAAAAUGAAUGGGGGGCAUUGUGCCGAAAAGUGAUCAAGAUAGAGGAAGAGUAC
Parnassius mnemosyne (clouded apollo) is the source of this 2277-nucleotide messenger RNA. The record is from the annotation of a GenBank genome assembly. NCBI's taxonomy places the organism in Eukaryota, Metazoa, Arthropoda, Insecta, Lepidoptera, Papilionidae.